Molecule: messenger RNA, 930 nt
Organism: Maniola jurtina (meadow brown)
Lineage: Eukaryota; Metazoa; Arthropoda; Insecta; Lepidoptera; Nymphalidae
Exons: 3
Coding region: 67-900 (277 amino acids)
Source: RefSeq, a predicted model, not a curated record
AACAUUAUAAAUACGCAAAAGAAAAUAUAAAUUCAUUAAUAUUUUUAAUUCAUUUGGAAGAGUAAAAUGGCCUGUUUUCCUAUAAUUUUGCUUAUAGCUGGGCUUCAAAAACAUGAUGUUAUCACAAAUGUGCUUGCUGGUACAUUAAAAAAUAUGGUCGAAAACUGUAAAAGCAUAUAUAAUGAUGAAUCGGAUUCCUAUUUUCCACGACCGCUUCCUGAAUACGGAUCGACUAAGUUUCCUUAUUGUCAUCAUGGAAAAUUUGAAGAAGUAAAAUAUGACGAUAGUAACAUAAAAUAUGGUGAUGAUACAAAAUUUGAUAUGACGCCGCUUUCUUUGAGUAGUGAUAAAUCCAAUAAAUGUAAUAUGAAAGCAGUUGUCCCAAAAUAUCCCGUGAAAGCAACACCAAAAACACUAGGAACCGAAGAGGAUAAAAAUAUAUAUGACGCCGACAAAUACUCACUUUUAAGGAAAAGAAUCACAGUUAAAAAAAUUACUAUUCCUACUGUGGAUAGCCGAAGUAUACUAAUAAAAGUUUUUGAUAACGCAAAUUCAUUGGUUGCUGUGUCGAAUAAUUUGCUUCAAAAAAUAUUCAAUGUAAAAGAUGAAGACGACUUUUUAACAGAUCCAUUUUUUUCUAAGCUCACUUCUGGAACUUCUGUGUCUGGAAACAAGAAUAUUUCGUUUUUAGGAGUCCCUACAAAACACUUGGCAAAUUUAAUUAUUGAAACGUACAAAAAUCUACGUGAUAGUGGCAGUAAGCAACUAAAAAAAUUUUUGAAGCAAAAUAAAGACUUAAUAGAAGCUGCUUCGAAAUUUUUAGAAGAACAAAGCCUAGAAGUGUAUAACUUUAAUACUAAGGGAAAAACAGGAUUCAUCUACGAACUAUUUUGGAAGUAGACCUACGUUGUAAAUAAAAAAACGAAAUAA